AUGCGUAACGAUCACGAGAUUUAUUUCAACACCGACCUCACCCUGGUAUCAUCAUCUGUUCGUCGAGUAACAGGACUGAUUCCGGGUGAAUACCCAUAUUCAUUAUCAUCUCCUUCAUCCCCUACACCCGGCUCUCCACUAUCUUCAACAUCUUCCAUACAAGGACCCCCUCAAGCAACUAAAGCCGAGUUUCAGUCUGCUCUAAAGCUUGUACAAGAGGUCAUUGGAGAAGGUCGGCGCCUUACAUUCGACCUCGCCCGUCAAUACGAACGUGUACACCAGUGGCGGGAGAGAUGGGGCUGGUCGCCACUUAGCCCAGGAGCUUAUGAACCCCCUCCUCUAUACUCUCCGCCACGAAAUCCACAAUCAACAUCAAGUCCUCCCGUGACUACACCUCCCAAUAUAUCCAUACAAUCCUCGAUCUCGCCAGAGCCAGAGCCAAUACCCAACCCCCCUAUUCCAGGUGAUGCUGCCCCAGAUGCGGAGACCCUCUUCAAGACAAUAAACACCUUUGCUAAGGAGCAUGGAUUUGGUAUCAUUCGGCGACAUGGAUAUCAAUAUCAAGGCCGGAAGAUGAGA
Molecule: messenger RNA, 579 nt
Organism: Ilyonectria robusta
Lineage: Eukaryota; Fungi; Ascomycota; Sordariomycetes; Hypocreales; Nectriaceae
Exons: 1
Source: RefSeq, a predicted model, not a curated record